This is a messenger RNA of Siniperca chuatsi (mandarin fish), 3095 nucleotides long. It is a transcript of the gene nsdhl, whose product is annotated as NAD(P) dependent steroid dehydrogenase-like. Gene Ontology annotation, molecular function: 3-beta-hydroxy-Delta5-steroid dehydrogenase (NAD+) activity. Gene Ontology annotation, biological process: steroid biosynthetic process. The transcript has 7 exons. The record is from RefSeq and is a predicted model, not a curated record. NCBI's taxonomy places the organism in Eukaryota, Metazoa, Chordata, Actinopteri, Centrarchiformes, Sinipercidae. Bases 246 to 1283 code for a protein of 345 amino acids.
GAGCUUUGACUCGACCAAUUACAGAGCACUUCUCACUCAGCUGAUUCGGACAGUUAAUGAUUCGUGCGCGGUUUAGUUGCACGCGCUGACCGCAGGUAAAUAGUGCAGUAUCGCGUGCUUCUGAUGUUAAAAGUUGUCACUGCGUAUUAUACAAUUAGAAACACCUUUCCACCUGACACAUAUUUUCACCACAGUACCUUUGCCAAGUCGUGAUAGUUUACCUCACCUGUUGUCACUUUUCACUCAUGGCCACGCGCGUUCGACCGAGUAGUAAACGGUCUGCAGUCGUCGGGGGGUCUGGUUUCCUGGGCAGACACUUAGUGGAGAAGCUGUUGGAUCGAGGCUACUCUGUAUCUGUGUUUGACAUCCGUCAGAGCUACGAGCUGCCUGGUGUCACCUUCCACCAGGGAGACCUCUGCGACAAACAGGCUCUGCUGCCAGCGCUGAAGGAUGUGUCCCUGGUCUUCCACUGUGCCUCCCCAGCCCCUGCCAGCGAUGACCGUGGCCUAUUUGAGAGGGUCAACAUUCAGGGUACACGCACCGUUAUUCAGGCCUGCCUCGAGGCUGGAGUGCAGAAACUGGUCCUGACAAGCAGUGCCAGUGUGGUGUUUGAAGGGACAGACAUUAAGAAUGGCAGAGAGGAUCUACCAUACGCCAAGAAGCCCAUUGACUAUUACACAGAGACCAAGAUUGAGCAAGAAAAGUUGGUCCUUGAGGCUUGUGACAAGGAGAAGGGUUUCCUCACAGUUGCCAUUCGGCCUCAUGGCAUCUUUGGCCCUCGAGACCCACAGCUGGUUCCUAUCCUAGUGGACACGGCUCGCAGGGGCAAGAUGAAGUUCAUCAUUGGUGAUGGGACCAAUCUGGUGGAUUUCACCUUUGUGGAGAAUGUAGUUCAUGGCCACAUCCUGGCUGCUGAACGCCUGAGGCCAGACUCCCCCAUAUGUGGAAAACCAUACCACAUCACCAAUGACGAGCCAGUUAGAUUCUGGGACUUCAUGUCUGAGGUGUUGGUGGGUCUGGGAUAUGCUGCUCCCCGCUACCACCUCCCCUACAUUCUUGUUUACGGACUGGCCCUGCUCCUCUGGCUGCUGGCCCUGAUCCUGCGCCCUCUGGUGUCCUUUAAACCCACCUUUACACCAAUGAGAGUGGCCCUGGCUGGAACCCACCACUACUAUAGCUGUGACCGCGCCAAGCGGGACCUGGGCUACAAACCGGUAGUCAGUCUGAAGGAGGGGAUAGCACGCACAGUGCAGAGCUACCCUCAUCUCAGACAAGGGGCUUGAUGGUAGAAUAGAGGUGAAGACUGUUGGGACAUGUACGGCUGUGAGCGUUAGUACAGUCAAGGUGAUCAGGUCACACUGAAUGGACAAUUCAAAAUGAGCUAACAGACCGUUUAUCUUUAUCCAAACCCCACACUGAAUAGCAUUUGUGCCUUUUCAAAGUGUAUAUACCAUUUUCACCAGCAGGUGGCAGCAUGCCAUCCUGGUUUCAGUGCACAAACUGCAGUCAGAUGUUACAAAAGUUUUAAAGCACUUAGUGAAUGGUAAAAGCACAGUUUAUGACAACUGAAAUAUACUGAUAUCUUACACUGUGAAAACUGCAAAGAUGUACAAAUAAUCUGAAAAAUGUUCAUGUGUUUCACCCGUGUGCUGUACACACAUUGAGAUGCUGCUGUUUUAUGUCAGAAUGCCUUAAUACAUUCCACUAAACGAUGAUUCUCCUGAUACAACUUGCAUGAAAGGGAUUGUUUAAAAUGAUGAAUGGCUUUACAUUAUAUGGCCCAAAGUAUGUGGACAUGGAUAUGUACUUUGGUCUCAAGGCGUUUUAUUUAGUUUGGGAUAACUGUGGUUCCAACUUGUGACAACAGUUUGGGAUAGGCCCUUUGUUUGAACAGAACAGUACCCCGUGCACAACUUCACGUGCCUAAAGAAAUGGAUUUCUGGGCUUUGUGUUGAAGAACUUGACUGGCCUGCACAAAUCCCCAUCCAAUAUCUUUAGGAUGAAUAAGAGCGGCUACUUUGAGGCAGGCCUUUUCGCUUAAAAUGAGUUGCCGACCUCUCUAAUGCUCUUGUGGCUGAAUUGGAGGCAAAUCCUUGCAGUCAGGUUCCAAAAUCUUGUGGAAAGCCUUCCUAAAAGAGUGGACGCUGCGAUAUAUAGCAGCACAUUACUGCUCAUAGUUUAGAGCGUAGGUUCACAUUUUUUUGAGUCUGUUCUAAAACAAUAUAUACCCAUAUGUACAUUGAAACUGUUGUUUCUGGUUGUUCCUCCAGUCUGGCCAUGAAAUGAUCCCUUCCUAAUGUGAUUCCAGUGCAACAAAUGGGGGACAAAUCCACAGUCUUUAUAUGGAAAAAAAAACAUUUUAAAGUUCAGCCAAAGCUAAUAUGAGGCUUUAGCAGUCUGAGAUAGACAAAUCAAUGGAUAUCUUCCAAACUUAGUGUUUUUAGAACAAUAUUCCCUAUUUGUGUAACUAUCAUAGCUGAACAAGGAAACACUGUCCAGGGAAAACAAAGGGAGGGAAUUUUACCCUAAAAACACAUUGGAAGAUACCCACUUGAUAUGACUAAAUCAGACUACUGAAGUCUCAUAUUAGCUUAGGAUGAAUUUAAGAAUGCAUUUUACACAGAACAAGGACUAUCUCUUACAUUGGAAUUGCAUUUAGAAGGGAUGCCUUCAUGGCUAGUAUGGACAGGAGGAAUGAUUACAGUGAUCAAUAAUUGUGUCAUUGUACAUAUGGGCAUGUGAGAAUUGUUUAAAGACAGACUUGACGAAUGAGAUGUUCAACAAUCACAUCGGACUAAUGUUUGUUGGCAAUAUAAUGUAUUUCCUUUUUAUAGACAUCAUUUUUCAUUUUUCAUCAUUUUUUCCAAACACACUUUAUACAUUCAUUCUGAUACUGGAGUAUCUCUCGUUAGAUACUGCGUAUCAUUAGAAUGGCAUGUGUGUCUACCAGUUAGGCAAAUUGCUAGAAUACUACUCAUGGACUGUCAUUGAAUACAAUAACGGGAUGGGCAAUGAAAAUGCAUCAUAAGCUACAAUCCUUGUAUUUCCAUCUGUCAUUUUGAUUAUGACAAAGUUAUUAAAAGUUAUAAAACUGA